CCGGCCGGCGGCGCGCACGGCGAACAUGGCGGCGGCGGUGGGGCGGGACACUCUACCUGAGCACUGGUCCUACGGCGUCUGCAGGGACGGGCGCGUCUUCUUCAUCGACGACCUGACCCGCACCACCACUUGGCUGCAUCCUCGCACCGGGGAGCCCGUCAACUCCGGCCACAUGAUCCGCUCAGACCUGCCCCGCGGAUGGGAGGAGGGGUUCUCGGAGGAGGGCGCCAGCUACUUCAUCGACCAUAAUCAGCAGACCACGUCAUUUAGACAUCCUGUGACAGGACAGGUCUCUCCAGAAAAUAUUGAAUUUAUUUUGCGAGAAGAACAGAAUUCAUCUAUGUCCAAGCAACAAAUAAACCAAAGACCUUCAAGCAUGGUCAGUGAAACGUCCACUGCAGUAACUACAUCUGCUGUUGAUACAAAACCUGGCUCUAAGGUUGUGAAGACUGGAAGCAAAGUGCAUAGCUUUGGAAAGAGGGAACAAGCUAUCAGGAGGAAUCCCAAUGUUCCUGUUAUAGUAAGAGGCUGGCUACACAAACAGGAUAGCUCUGGAAUGCGAUUAUGGAAAAGGCGAUGGUUUGUGCUUGCUGAUUAUUGUUUGUUUUACUACAAAGACAGCAGAGAAGAAUCUGUUCUGGGGAGCAUACCCUUGCCUAGUUAUGUCAUAUCUCCAGUUGGACCUGAAGAUCGUAUAAAUCGCAAGUUUUCUUUUAAGGCUGUUCAUACAGGUAUGCGGGCAUAUAUUUAUAAUAAGAAUUCUGUUAUUGGCUCUCAGGCAGAGCAUUCAGGGAUGCGGACAUACUACUUCAGUGCUGAUACCCAAGAGGAUAUGAAUGGCUGGAUCCGGGCUAUGAACCAAGCUGCUCUUAUGCAAACACGCUCUUCACUGAAGAGAGAAACUGAAAAAGUGGAUCAGCAAGCUGUUCCCCAAGUCAAUCAUGUGGAUGCCAGUAAAGAGUGUGUGAAGGGAGAGAUUACAGAUACAAAAGAAAGUUAUCCAAAAUCAGCUGAAAUGCUUGGAUAUGAUAAGCGUGAAGAGAUAAGAAGAGAAAAGGAGGAGGAGGAGCGUUAUAUUCACAGAAAAGGAACUCUGGAAACUAAAAAGGGAAAGGCCAAGCACGUGUUAACAGAAGCUGAUUCAUUAUUUCCAGACUUAACGAAUGCAUCCAAGGCAUCGUGGUCCCAAGUAGCUCAACCUCAGCCAGCUGAGAAGAAUGGAACCCUUCCUAGUUCAUUAAGUGUGAGUGCUGGCCUAGUGGAGCAGAAUGGUACUGGCUCAUAUAAAAGAGGGUUUGUUCCCAGAGCAAAUCCAGAUAAGCAGUUUCAAAGAAAAAGUAACAUGGCUCAAGUGGAACACUGGGUAAAAGUCCAAAAAGGAGAUACAAAAAGCCUCACUUCUGAUCAGACUCUUCCACGUCAGGGUCCCAAUCCUCCUUUUCCUGAAAACUAUCACACUUUGCCAAAGAAUACCAGGCAGCCUUCAGGGAGCUCACCGCCACCAAACCGCAAUCUGCCGAGUGACUACAAAUAUGCACAAGAUCGUGUUAGCCACUUGAAGAUGUCCCAGGAGGAAAGGAAAGCAAAUAAGGAUGGAACUGUUUGGCAGCUGUAUGAGUGGCAGCAGAGGCAGCAAUUUAAACACGGCAGCCCCACUGCCCCGCUUUAUGUAAGUUCUUCAGACUUUAUUGAUCGUGGUAAGUCAAAAAGUUCAUUAGAUGUUCCACGAUCAAUAUCUGUUCCACCCUCUCCAUCUGAUAUUCCUCCACCUGGACCUCCAAAAAACUUUUUCCCAAGGAGACCACAUACUCCUGCAGAAAGGCUUACAGUUAAACCAUCUGAUGAGAGACAGACUGUAGACGUUCCUUUUGCUGGAUCACCCAGGAAGAUACGAAAUCAUGCUGCAAAGAGCUCCACUCACCUGGACCGGCGCUCCAUGCCUGCCGUGGGCUACAUGACACACACCGUGAGCGCGCCCAGUUUGCACGGCAAGUCGGCUGAUGACACUUAUAUCCAGUUGAAAAAGGAUCUGGAGUAUUUGGAUCUAAAGGUGACAGGACGUGACACAUUAAAAGAAAGAAGUACAAAACCUGUCAAGAUUGCAGAAAGUGAUAUUGAUGUGAAGCUAAGCAUUUUCUGUGAGCAGGACAGAAUUCUGCAGGAUUUGGAGGACAAAAUAAGAGCCCUUAAGGAGAAUAAAGAUCAGCUGGAGUCUGUUUUGGAGGUUUUACACAGGCAGAUGGAUCAGUACAAAGACCAACCACAACAUGCAGAAAAAAUAUCUUACCAGCAGAGACUUUUGCAAGAGGAUCUUAUACGUAUUCGGGCUGAAAUAUCCAAAGUUUCAACGGAAAUGGAAAAUGCCUGGAAUGAGUAUCUGAAAUUAGAAAAGGAUGUGAGCCAACUGAAAAAAGCCUUACAGGAACAGAUGAACAGUUCAUUGCUAUCUCAGGAGAAAACACAAAUACAAAAAGACUUGUGGAGAAUUGAAGAUGUUACAGCUGGCUUGAGUGCAAAUAAAGCAAACUACAAAACCAUAGUAGACUCUAUUAAGAAUCCAGAGAGAAAAACAGUGCCUUCAUUUUCUCAGUCUUCAGUGCCUUCCUUACCAGCUUCCCUUGCAACUGCGGAGAACAAACUUCCAGUUGCGCAGAGCCCUCCACGCAGCCCGGUUAAAUCCCCCCUGGAGGUCAGGCUGUAUCCACAGCCUUAUUUCCAGACCAGAACACAGCACCAAGCACAGCAGCUGAAAAAAAUCGAGCCACCUCUUCAGUCACCAGUUAAGCUCAAGCCAAAGGUUGAAGAUGAAGCACCACCCAGACCUCCUCUCCCGCAGCUGUACAGUCCUGAUGAUCAGCCACCAGCUGUUCCACCUCUCCCGAGAGAAGCCACUGUCAUCAGACACACAUCAGUGCGGGGCCUGAAACGUCAGUCAGAUGAGAGAAAGAGAGACAGAGAACUCGGACAAUAUGUAAAUGGAGAUUAUAGGGUGGAACUGCGUUCAUACAUGAGUGAACCAGAACUGGCAAUGAUAGGGGGUGACCUCAGCCAUCCUUCCAGUGCUUUAAUAAACCCUGACAGUGGAUACCAGACAUUACCUACCCGUGGUUUGUCUGGAUCAACUUCCAGAUUGCACCAGUCAUCUACCAUUUCAUCGUUUGCAACACUUCGAAGGGAUAGGUCCAAGGAGAGACCAAAGAGUGCCUUGGAACGUUUAUACUCUGGAGACCACCAAAGAGGCAAGAUGAGUGCGGAGGAACAACUAGAAAGAAUGAAGCGACAUCAGAAGGCAUUAGUCCGUGAACGCAAGAGGACUCUUAGCCAAGGAGAAAGGCAGUCUGUCUCAUCUCGGUCUUUCAUCAGGCCCGUUUCUGCAGACGUAGGCUCAUGGAAACGAGAGCAAGAAUUUGAUUUGCAGUUACUUGAGAGGGCAAUUCGUGGAGAAGAGAAGGAUGAGAAUGAAUGGUUAAAAGUUCAGCCAGUAGCAGUGACAGAGACAGACCUGGAGCCUCAAGACUAUGAUUUAGAUAUCAGCAGAGAGUUGUCAAAACCUGAGAAGGUUGUAAUUCCAGAACGUUAUGUUGAACUGGAGCCAGAAGAGCCUCUUUCUACUGAAGAACUGGCAGCAAGGCAGCGUAAAGCAGAAAAGAUAAAGAAUAUUCUUACUAAAUCAAGUAUGCACAAUCUACAGCCUACUGUAGCCCAGGACAAACACAACUCGAUUGAUUUAGAUUCACAGCUGCAAGAGCAGGAGCGCAUCAUUACCAUAUCAUACGCUUUGGCUUCUGAAGCCUCUCAGAGGAGCAAGGAGGUAGCAGCUCAGCAGUUGACCUAUCCACCUAAAGCACCCUCACCUUCUGUACCACAGCCACCUCACUCCCCCUUAAGCAAUGGAUUUCACUACACAUUUGUUUAAACACCUUAAAAGUAAGAACUAACUGCUCUCGGCAUGUCUGAUUUGCCAUUGUGCCUGUGCUGUGGCUUGCUACAUUUUAACAUCUUUACUAAACCGAAAUUGGAUCCAAAUGAAAGCAUGCAGCUAUUUUUCCUGAAACCUUUCAUUCUUGUGAAUAUUGCUUCUAAUGAGCUAACACGUGGGCUUCUGAAGUCUUCAGGUAACUCCUGUUGCUCUACAGAUAAGGUGCUUCCACAAUCUCACUGCGGUGAAGGAGGGAGACAUCUGUACUGUUGGUAGCAAGGGGCCAGAUUUUCAGCAGCCGUUUGUACUCCGAUGGCCACUGCUGGGUACUCUAGUGGCCACUGUUGGGGUGCACAG
Molecule: messenger RNA, 4276 nt
Organism: Lepidothrix coronata (blue-crowned manakin)
Lineage: Eukaryota; Metazoa; Chordata; Aves; Passeriformes; Pipridae
Product: pleckstrin homology domain-containing family A member 7-like
Exons: 27
Coding region: 26-3916 (1296 amino acids)
Biological process (GO): epithelial cell-cell adhesion; pore complex assembly; cell-cell adhesion mediated by cadherin
Cellular component (GO): pore complex; zonula adherens
Molecular function (GO): protein binding
Source: RefSeq, a predicted model, not a curated record